AUGCUGGAUCCUCCCUUUGUCCCUGAUCCCAGAGCAGUCUACUGCAAGGAUGUGUUGGACAUCGAGCAAUUCUCCACAGUGAAAGGAGUUAACCUGGACCAAACAGAUGAUGAUUUCUAUUCCAAAUUUUCCACUGGAUCAGUGUCUAUUCCAUGGCAAAAUGAGAUGAUAGAAACAGAGUGUUUCAAAGAACUGAAUGUAUUUGGACCAAAUGGUACUAUUUCACCAGACCUAAACAAAAGCUACGCCCCAGAGCCACCCAAGAAAGGAUUGCUACAGAGAAUAUUUAAACGACAGCAUCAGAACAAUUCAAAGAGUUCUCCAAAUUCAAAGGCCAAUUUAAAUCACCACAUAAAUUCAAAUCACGUAAGUUCAAACUCCACUGGAAGCAGCUAGUUCCAACUCAGUUUUAUGAAACAUGUUACAUCCUUCCACUAUCAUCUAUGGAGCUUCUAUGGAUGAAAGAGCCUCCACCGUUGAGUGAAAAAAAAAAAAAAGGAUCUCCCAAAAAUGGAGAUUUUCUGUCCAUUCCUUCCAGUGGAGCCUCGCAUUUUGAGAAGAAUUUUCCACUCAGGUCUGUUUUUGGAGGUGGCACUCAAGACUGUGUGAAUCAGAUUUAUCUAUUUAGAACAUUGCAAUAGAAAUUCAAUGAACAUGACUACUUGCACGUAUUUAAAUAGCAUCAUACUAGAACUGAAUUUUGUCUUUAUUAUUUUUAAAGAAAAGUUUUGUAAAUUUCUCUAUUGUCUCAGUUUACAUUUUGUACAUUUGUAUUUAAAUGAAAGUCAGACUUUGGAGGUGUAUAUUUUCCAAGCAGCAGCUGUAAAGCCAUGUGUUUUAAGACAUUUUUUUAAAAGAAAAAAAAAAGUGACUCAAGACUUCCAGAGCCUCAUACGAGAA
Molecule: messenger RNA, 900 nt
Organism: Apaloderma vittatum (bar-tailed trogon)
Lineage: Eukaryota; Metazoa; Chordata; Aves; Trogoniformes; Trogonidae
Product: G protein-coupled receptor kinase 5-like
Exons: 4
Coding region: 1-396 (131 amino acids)
Biological process (GO): regulation of signal transduction; signal transduction; protein phosphorylation
Cellular component (GO): cytoplasm
Molecular function (GO): G protein-coupled receptor kinase activity; ATP binding
Source: RefSeq, a predicted model, not a curated record